Molecule: messenger RNA, 2554 nt
Organism: Ziziphus jujuba (common jujube)
Lineage: Eukaryota; Viridiplantae; Streptophyta; Magnoliopsida; Rosales; Rhamnaceae
Product: probable serine/threonine-protein kinase At1g54610
Exons: 7
Coding region: 420-2285 (621 amino acids)
Biological process (GO): positive regulation of transcription elongation by RNA polymerase II; protein phosphorylation
Cellular component (GO): cyclin-dependent protein kinase holoenzyme complex; nucleus
Molecular function (GO): ATP binding; cyclin-dependent protein serine/threonine kinase activity; RNA polymerase II CTD heptapeptide repeat kinase activity
Source: RefSeq, a predicted model, not a curated record
UGGGUGCCAAAAUUGGGUAUUUCAAUUUCUUGUACUUUUCAAAAAACUCCCCACUUCCUUGAGAUCACAGUCCGAGUCGUUGAUAAUGGAAAAAGGGGAAAGGAAAAAAAAAAAAAAAAGAAAAAAGAAAAAAGGAAAAAUAUCUUCCAUAUCCAUUCUCUGAUCUUAAUGGCGUAGAAAUCGGAGGCGAACAAUGAUCAAUAACAUUCUUAUCCUUUACCAUAAUUCCAAGCUAUGGCGGCCAAAGGACGGCAGUAUCAACUUUCUAUUCGCAUUUCUUUUUUCCAUCAAAACUUUCUCCUCAUGGCAAACACUUUUGCCAUCUUUCUCACUUUCACCAUUACUAUGUCACCUAGGUGGUACCGAAACAUCAUCGGUUCACCGCAAACGGUUGGUCGGAUAAUGCUUCCAGAAUCAUAAUGGGUUGUAUUCUGGACAAGACUUCUACAAAUUCGCCUUCUCAGGAAGGCCUUGAAAAGCUGAAAUUGGACGGUGGAUAUGUUAAGGGAGGUCAUGAAGGGAGACCCAUUAACCGAAAGCAGCCCGGUAAGGAUCCCAGAAAGCGGCACCAUCAAGAUAGGAGUGUCAAGAAAGUGGUUGCUGUUAAUGGUGGUGGAGAGGCGCAGAAGGAGAGUGAUACUAAUGGAGGGGGUGGUGGGAAUGUUGUUAAGAAAGUACAGAAUGUGAAGAAGAAGAAUAUUGAAGGAUAUGAGCUUGUUAAUGGGUGGCCAAAGUGGCUUGUUGAUAACAUACCUGAAGAUGUUUUGGCUGGUUUGGUUCCAAAGAGUGCUGAUUCCUAUGAGAAACUUGCUAAGAUAGGCCAUGGAACAUAUAGCAAUGUUUAUAAAGCUCGAGACAGAGAUACAGGAAAAGUUGUGGCCUUGAAGAAGGUACGGUUUGAUACAUCAGACCCAGAGAGUAUCAAAUUUAUGGCAAGGGAGAUUAUGAUGCUGCAGAGACUGGAUCAUCCUAAUGUGAUCAAGCUGGAAGGGCUUGCUACAUCAAGAAUGCAAUAUAGUCUUUAUCUGGUUUUUGAUUUCAUGCAGUCGGAUUUGGCCAGAAUCAUUAAUUGUCCUGGACUGAGGCUUACUGAACCACAGGUCAAAUGCUACAUGCAGCAGCUGCUCUCUGGUCUCCAGCAUUGCCACGAGAGGGGAAUUUUACACAGGGACAUCAAAGCUUCCAAUCUGCUAAUAGACAAAAAUGGGAUGCUAAAGAUAGCAGAUUUUGGACUGGCAAAUUUCUUUCCUCCCCAACAAAGACGCCCACUUACAAGCCGAGUUGUGACACUCUGGUACAGGGCUCCAGAGCUGUUGUUGGGUUCAACAGACUAUGGAGUUGGUAUAGAUCUUUGGAGUGCAGGGUGCCUUUUGCCUGAGAUGUUUACUGGCAAGCCAUUGAUGCCGGGGAGGACUGAGGUUGAGCAGCUUCAUAAGAUCUUUAAGCUUUGUGGUUCACCCCCAGAUGAUUACUGGAGAAAAUUAAGACCCUCAACAAGCUUCAGACCACAGAACUACAAACCUAGUUUUGAAGAUGCUUUCAAGGUCUUUCCUAGUUCUUCAUUUGGUCUCUUGACAAAACUUCUUGCUUUGGAUCCAGAAUCUCGUGGCACUGCUGCUUCUUCUCUCCAAAAUGAGUUCUUUACUUCAUAUCCGUUGGCAUGUGAACUAUCAGCUUUGCCAGUAAUGUACCAGGAGGAAGCUGAACCAAUUCGAGCCAAGGAACGCAAGAAGCAUCAUCGUCGGAAGGUUUCAAAAUCAAAGCAAUCUCGAACAAAUCUUUGUGAGGUUUAUAAGGGGAAGGAGGUUCCUGAACAAUCCAAGGCAGAUUUUGAACCUUCUAAUAAGGUAAAUUUGCACCAAUUUGAAAAAUUUGCAGAUCUCGGCAUGCAAAGCCAAGAGAUAAGCAGCAGCAGCUACGUGCACAGCCAAGAGAUGAACAAUAGUGAAAGCAGCACUUCAUCUUCUACAAAACCAAAUACGUAUGAUCAUCAUCUUCAUCACAGCUUGCAAGCUUCUCUUUCUCCAAUUCUUCGUGAUUUUCAUCAGAAAAGAACUGCCAUUACAGAGGGUCAUCCUAAUGCUCUCAAGAACAUAAACCCUAAUGCUCUUAGAAGCCUCAGGAACUUCACACUCUUGCAGGCUUCCAUCACUGAUAUCAUCAACCACAAACCAGGAAUAAAUGCCACAUCUUCCCAACUCCGAAGGUCCAUUUCUACAUUGGAUUUUCGAAAUCUUGAUCCGGAGAAAUUAUCUUCGCUCUUUGCAUCGUCUGACAAAGAGUAACUAAUAAAUUCUAUAACAUUUUUUUCAUCUUCUUUUUCUUAGUUUUUAUCAUACCUAUCUUUCUAAGCUACAUUCUGGUCUUAGCUUUUGCCUUAUACCAGCUGUGCUAUAAAUAAUGGAUUCAUAUUAAGGACCAUUUUGUGUCUGAAUUACUUAUGCAUUGGGACAGUUAUCUGGAAAAAAUAAUAAUAAGCUUAGGAUGAAAGAGAGGGGAUCCAGCUGUGUAACAAUUAUUUAAUGUAUGUAAUGAUUAAUAUUCUCUUUUUUUA